AUGGCCACCAACCAAGGUGUCCUCUCAACACUUGACAAAACCAAGACACAAACCUACCACUACAAAGCAAUUGUGAUAGCCGGGAUGGGGUUCUUCACUGAUGCAUAUGAUCUAUUUUGCAUCACUGCAGUUAUUAAGCUCAUAGGUCGGUUGUACUACUAUGACCCCAUUAGUCACAGUCCAGGGAAGCUUCCAAGGAAUGUAAACAAUGCAAUAACAGGUGUUGCAUUGUGUGGCACCCUUGCAGGGCAGCUCUUCUUUGGCUGGCUGGGUGACAAACUCGGUCGAAAAAGGGUUUAUGGCCUAACACUUGCCACCAUGGUGGGGUGUGCCUUGGCAUCAGGGCUUUCUUUUGGAUCCACAGCCAAAAGUGUGGUUGCUAGUCUUUGCUUCUUCAGGUUCUGGCUAGGAUUUGGCAUAGGAGGAGACUAUCCUCUCUCAGCUGUUAUAAUGUCCGAAUAUGCCAAUCAAAAGACCAGGGGAGCUUUUGUUGCUGCUGUUUUUGCUAUGCAAGGGGUGGGAAUAUUGGUUGCUGGAGGUGUAGCCAUGGUGGUCUCCAAACUGUUCCUAUUAGCUUAUCCAGCCAAUGUUUUCGCAUCUGAUUCAGUGCAAUCCACUCAGCCACAAGGAGACUUCGUUUGGAGAAUAGUGCUCAUGUUUGGUGCAUUUCCUGCUGCCUUCACUUAUUACUGGAGAAUGAAAAUGCCAGAAACUGCAAGGUAUACUGCCUUAGUGGAAGGAGAUCACAAGAAAGCUGUUGAAGAUAUGGCCAAAGUUCUUCAAAAUGAUAUACCUUUAGAAGAAUCAAAUACCAGGGUUUCUGCCACAACUAGCCCCUCUUAUGGAUUCUUCUCUUCAAAGUUUCUUGAGAAGCAUGGCCUUCACCUUCUAGGAACAACUAGCACCUGGUUCUUGUUGGAUAUUGCCUUCUACAGUCUUCAGCUAACGCAAAAAGAUAUUUACCCUGCAACUGGACUUGUAUUCAGAGCUUCCCAAAUGAAUGCCAUAGAGGAGGUGUUUCGGCUCUCCAAAGCAAUGUUUGCAGUGGCACUGUUUACCACUGUCCCUGGAUACUGGUGCACAGUGUACUUCAUUGACAAAAUUGGAAGGUACAAAAUCCAACUUGGUGGAUUUUUUGUGAUGUCUGUUUGCAUGUGGUUUUUGGGACAAAAAUACGGAGAAUAUAGGGGACAUGAAUGCAACUCGCAUGAAAAGUAUGAGUAUUGUGGCGGAAACCACACCAUGUUUGUCAUUCUUUUUGGAGUCACCCUUUUCUUUGCAAACUUUGGACCCAAUGCCACAACAUUUAUUGUGCCAGCAGAGCUGUUCCCUGCCAGGUUCCGUUCAACAUGCCAUGGGAUAUCAGCAGCAGCUGGUAAAGCAGGAGCUAUCAUUGGUGCUUUUGUGGUGCAAAGCUAUACAGAUAAUGCAGAAGACAAAAUAAAAGGUAUGAAGAUAGCACUUAUGAUACUUUCAGUUGUCAAUUUGCUAGGAUUCUUCUGCACUUUCUUAGUACCAGAAACAAGAGGACGGUCACUUGAAGAAAUCUCAGGGGAAGAUAAAGGACUCCCUGGCAAUAUUGCUCAAGACAAUGCAAACGAGACAACAACUGAUACAGAAAAGGGAACAAAAAACUCUGAUGUUGGCAAACUUCCAGAAACCUUAGUGGUCUAG
Molecule: messenger RNA, 1674 nt
Organism: Sphenostylis stenocarpa
Lineage: Eukaryota; Viridiplantae; Streptophyta; Magnoliopsida; Fabales; Fabaceae
Source: the annotation of a GenBank genome assembly